This is a messenger RNA of Staurois parvus, 256 nucleotides long. The record is from the annotation of a GenBank genome assembly. NCBI's taxonomy places the organism in Eukaryota, Metazoa, Chordata, Amphibia, Anura, Ranidae.
GGCGGCACUGACUGGCACUGAUAGGUGGCACUGAUUGGCAUCACUGAUAGGUGGCACUGAUGGGUGACAAUGAAGGGCAGCUCAGAUGGGCACAGAUUUUUGGCAUUGAUGUGCACUGGUAUGCACCGAUAUGUGGCAUUGUGGCACUGUUCAGCUGGCACUGAUGGACUCUGAGAGGUGGCACUUCUGGGGCCACACUGAUCAUCAGUGCCCCGAUGAUCACUGUCAGCGUGAGGACAGUUCUGAGGAUUUGGAU